This is a messenger RNA of Spodoptera litura, 4010 nucleotides long. RefSeq names its product ankyrin repeat domain family member sosondowah. Lineage: Eukaryota; Metazoa; Arthropoda; Insecta; Lepidoptera; Noctuidae. The record is from RefSeq and is a predicted model, not a curated record.
CUCUUGAUCGUUUGACGUUACAACUUCUAAGUUUUGUGUUCGGUCUUUAGUUAUUUCUUGGUGUUAUUGUACAUGAGUUUUAAAGGUGAUUCAUUAUAAAGAAAAUGUCGCCCCCGUCUGAACUAAGUUUUGAGGAAAUACUCAAGUUUAUGUUAUUGCACAAUGGCAGAGUAACUAACCAUGAAUUGGUGAAACAUUUUAAAGUUUUUCUUAUGAAUCCUGAUAUGAGAGAUGAAGCCAGAAGUACGUUUAAAAAACACGUAAAUUCCCUAGCAAUUAUUAAAAAUCAGAACAAUGAGAAGUGGCUUAUAUUGAAGAAAAAAUAUAUGCCAACUAAUGGUAAAGAUAACGGAGAAGUCACAGAAAAGCCAGCUGAUACUACUAGUACAUCAGUGACUGAAACACCCACAGAAUCAGAGACACCAGAGGUUGAAGAACCACCAGAACGUCCACCUUUGCCAUUGCAACUUAACCAAGAUUUUAAUAUAAUAACAAGUCUUAUUCAAGAUAACAUGCAAAAUCUUAAUAAUGCUGAAGUGAUCUCUGACAGUCAAUCUCAAGAAAGCUUGACAUCUAUUCCUAGUGAAGAUAUACCACCUAAAGUGCACCCACGGAGACGGUCAUCAGAAAAGAGUAUUGAAAAACGAUCAAAUGUGCAAGGAAUGCAGGGACAUAGAUCAUCUAUACCUAAUCAAGAUACUUCUAGACCAGAAAGUGAUGCAUCACCAACAUUAUCUUCAUCUAGAAGUGAAAGCAUGUUAGUAGAUAGCGAACAGACAAUCUCAGUGAAGGAAAGAAAGCAAAUGUUUAACAGAAUGGCUUCUGAGAGUGAUGUUCUCAAGACAAACAAACUGGGUGGAAACUUAAGCUCACAGGGUUUGGACGAGGAAGACAGAGUUUCUUUAGAUCAAAAGAGCGAGGCUGACCCAUUAGACUCCAAGCAAAAGCAAUGGAUUUUAUGUGCUGCAAGAGGCGACUAUCAUGCCCUAGCAAAGAUGUGCAAGGAAAAUGCGAAACUUGUUAAGACCAAGGAUCCUUUCACGGGUUAUACCGCAAUGCACUGGGCUUGUAAACGUGGUGAUGAAAAUUUAGUGAAAUUACUGGGUGGUGUAACCCGGCAAGUAGUCAACGAACGAUCGAAUGGGGGAUACACACCUCUGCACAUCGCCAUGCAGUUUCGCCACGAGAACGUAUACCGUCUGUUAGUUGAAGUGUAUGAUGCAGACCCAAAUGUUCGUGACUGGUCAGGCAGGAAACCGAGACAGUACCUUGUCCACAUGGACACAUCACUGUCCCCGGGAUCAUACAGAAAGCCCGAUACAUAUGACUUACGCCGGACUGUUACCUCUCCUCCGGUCAUAAGAGUUCCUCCGAACGCUAUUAAUGCACAAUCAAAAAAAGAAGGAUUUCUCCGCAUCGGUUCUCUCAACGUGAGAGUGAAGAAAACUACAGAAGCAUUUAGUAACUUCUUAGGCGUGGGGGCAACUAGGUCCUCGGCCUAUGUACCUAAGUCAGCUCGAGAAGAACGACGUUCAGACGAUAGUGACCAACUUAAAAGUUGGGGUUCUGCUGACAAUAUACAGAAGGACGACAAGCUAAUGCCGCCUCCCAACAACAACAAAGUCCGGCGACGUGGUGCUAGCGGGCGGCGUGGGAUUGGAGCAGCACAUAGUCGUAGUACACCUUCCACACCAGACCAACCUCGAGCCCAAAUUGGGGUUAGUGAAGAGGGAGACUCUGAUUCCGAUUCUGCUGCUGGCUUUCACGCAGCAUGGCGACAGCAACGGGCAUCGAACUGUACGUAACGUACAUUGUACAUGAGCUUCGGAAACAGUGCUCAUGUAGCCGGCACAGUUUUGAGAUGACUCCUACAACCAGAAUCACAAAUACAAAUGUAAAGUAUCAUUUAAGGCAUUAAUCAUUCUAACACUUUAAUAGAAUACUUAGAGAUUGGUUAGCAUUAAGUAUAUUUAUGUGGUUGCUUUCGGAGCACGUACCUUUUUCAUUAUUAGUAAUUUAAUAACUUAAAUUAGAAAGUUAUCUGGGACUUUUUAAAAUUGGUUAUUUGAUACAUAUUGCUAUGCUUUUACUCACACAAAAGCAAUGUUUAUCGUAACACUGAAAUAGCAUAAAAUGAGUACGAUACACGUCAACUGGCGUAUAUCGACUCGAUUAAAAUGGAAAUUCCAUUACAGUUAUUUAAUAAAAAAUGGCAAUGUUGAUUGCAAAAUAAAAUUCGGAAAGACCACUUCGAAAUCGGAACCAUUCCAGGUAAACCACACUUUUUCCAACAAAAGAUUAGACUAUAAAUGAAUUUAUUUGGCAAACAUUAUUGUUGAAGAGCUAAUAAUGUCGAGUGGAAAUAAUGUAACCAAAUAUUUUAAAUUAUCAUCCCGAACUUUAUUUGUUUUCUGCCUCAUUUUCAUUUCACGGAGACUCUCAAUUAGGACGUCCACACAUAACUGCGAAACAUUAAGAUAUGCGAAGUUGCACAAAUUCAACGCAAGAACUUCCGAUCUGAUACUUCGCCUUCCUGCCUGCCAAGUCCCUGCGAUGCGGUAUAAUAACGCAGUGUGAGCAGUUAUAUGCUAAAUACGUAUUUUAAACAAUAAAGUAUAAAAAUAUAUAAAAUGAUACGGAGUUCUCACUUAAUGGAAUGAAGAUAUACAUACGUGUAACUUUCACAGCUUUAAUCUUUGGGACAGUAUUGCAGUUUUUAUCUAGAUGUCAGUGUUCUGCAAGCGCUGUUCGAAAUAGUAUUUUUCUUCUCAAAAUUACACUUAACGGCGCGGUAUGAUAUAAUUUAAUUUAUCAUGUGCCCAAAAAUUUUACGAAAGUCAUUACUUGAUUAGACAUUUAGGAAAACAAAAAAAAAUGGGUAGUUCCCAGAUGAUGCUUUCGAAUAAAAGUGUGAAAAUAAGUAGUAAUCGUCCGUAAUGUUCAAAAUUAUAGCACAGGUCGUAUGCCACUUAACCAAAAAAACAGUUCAUGUACAGCAAAUAUACAUCUUACUAAGGUUUUAAAACUAUAGAGUUUAAAACAGAGUGGAUUACGACGGCGGCAAUUGUUUGUAUUUUAAAAUUAUUUACAUGGAGGUUAAUGAAAUAAAAAUUGACAUAAAAAUACAAUUAUACAUUCCGGUCAAAAUCGUGACCCUCUUUUUUACCCGACCCUUUAAGAAGGGGUAAUCUAUUGUUAUUUCUUUAACUUUAGAAACAUUUCUGCUUUUAGUACUAAGCUUGUUCCUAUACUUAUACCUUCUGACAGUUUCAUGUAUGAAAAAUGUGUUGUUGUAACACAGAAAAUAAAAAUAAGUAUUCUCCUCAUCUAUACAUGAUUAGGAUAUUAUUUUAUGUUAUUAUACGUAGUAUAUAUUUAAUUUUGCCUGAUGAAUUAAUGUUAACCUUAACUUUAUUAUUUAAAAAUUCUUUUUAUCAAAAUUGUUCGUCAACAGUACUUGUAUUUAGUAAAUUACUUUAGAAAUACUUUAAAACCUAGGAAAAUCUUAAUUAAGACACAUACUGCCUAUUUGGUAAUUGAGAAAGUUAACCAUCAGUAUUCCUUUGACAUUUUAUGAUUCACAAUAUUAGUGCCUUAUACAAAGGUUGUUUAUCUGAUCAAUUGUUUCAUUUCUGAUAAUAAUAAGUUAUUAGUAAUAAGUAGGUAAGUAUGUAUAUUUAUAUGUAUUGUUUUAAUAUAAUAAGUGCUGUUUAAAUAUGUAGAUACCUAUGAAAUAUGUAACCCACAAUUAUUAUACAUUACUUUUACAAUAAAAUACAACAAUUUUAUUUUUGUUUUUUAUGCCCAUUUGUUGUCUUUUGGUACAGAAAAAUUUCACAACUUAACUAGCGAUUCUGGCUUUAACUUAAUUUCAUACGUAUUUUGUCCCAAAAAAGUAAAUAUUGGUCAUAAGUGAUAAAAACUUGUAAGAUGGAUAAGAUUUAUUGAACUAACCUUUUUCCCUUUUUUUGUUGAGGGGGGAAAUUAUCCAAUGACUUCUCCCGCCCAGG